AUCACCGCCUCACAAAUGCCGAAGCACGAGUUUUCCAUAGACAUGGCCAGUGAAGACUGAGCUGAUGCGGUCCCUCAAUUCCUCAACACUGGAGGAGUUCAGUUUGAGAUCGACCUGCCCAGCAAGAAGGUUUUCAUCAAGUCUGAGCACAGCGUGGAUACUCUGUUGGAGACCCUGCGGAAAAUAGGGAAGACCGUUACCUAUCUCGGCCUCAGAAUGGCCGUGACUUCCAGUUCAGAUGAUAAUCAUAGAGAGAACUUUCGCGAGAGGCUUCUGAAAAUUGAUGUAAACCUGGGGGAUUGUGAGGUGGAACAACUAAAGUUUCUCUGCCGAGACUUUGUCCCCUCCAGGAAGCUGGAGGAAUCCAGCUCCGCCAUGGAUAUUUUUCAUCAUCUCUUGGUAGGGGAGCUGCUGAGUGAGGAAGAUCCCUUCCUCCUAGCAGAACUCCUCUAUAUCAUGAAGCAGAUCUUACUGCUGAAGCACCUCAACUAUACCAAAGAACAAGUGGAGAGUUUGCUGCCCACCCGAAAAAGGGUCUCUCCAUUCAGAAACCUGCUCUACGAACUGGCAGAAAACAUCGACUCAGAGAACUUAAAGAGCAUGAUCUUCCUUCAGAAGGAAUCGAUGCCAAAAAUCCAGUUGACCUCUAUAAGUUUCCUGGUACAUAUGGAGAAACAAGCUCUAAUAGAUGAAAAUAAUCUGGCGGUACUGGAGGAUCUCUGCGCAAAAGUUGCACCUCAUCUUACAAGAAAGAUAGAAAAAUAUGAAAGAGAGAAAGCCUCCCAGGUAGUGACAUCUCCGGUAAAAAAGGAAACCGAAUCAUUGCCCCAAGGAGAGGAAGAAGUAUUUUCCAGUUCAAACUUUAAACAAGUCCAUGGAGCCGUACAAGAGGCAGCUGUGUACCGGAUGAACCGGAAAUUUAGAGGUCACUGUGUUAUUAUUAACAACCACACCUUUACCUCAACCUUCCUGCAAGAAAGGGAAGGUACCAAUAAAGAUGCAGAGUGCCUGAAGCUUGUGUUUCAGUGGCUUGGGUUCCGUGUAAUAAUAAAGGUUAAUGUGACUAAAAAGGAGCUAGAGGAGAUUCUGCAAAACUAUAAGAGACGUUCAGACCUUGAUGAUGGAGACUGCUUUGUAUUCUGUGUUCUGACCCAUGGGCAAUUUGGAGCUGUUUACUCUUCCGAUGGGGUCCUCAUUCCCAUUCGGAAGAUCACGUCUCACUUCACAGCCCGGGAGUGCCCUGGUCUGGCUAACAAACCCAAACUCUUUUUUGUCCAGGCCUGUCAAGGUGAAGAAAUACAACCUUCCAUAUACAUUAAAACAGAUGCAAUAAAUCCUGAGUUGACAAACCCUCCCCUUCAGGACAGCGUUCCUGAUGAGGCAGAUUUCCUUCUUGGCCUGGCUACUGUCCCUGGCUACGUAUCCUUUCGGCACAAGAAGGAAGGUAGCUGGUAUAUUCAAUCUCUGUGUAAUCAUUUGAAGGACUUGGUACCAAGACAUGAAGAUAUCUUAUCCAUCCUCACUGCUGUCAAUGAUGAUGUGAGUCGACGAGGUGGAGCAAAGAAACAGAUGCCUCAACCUGUUUUCACACUGCGUAAAAAAGUUGUAUUCCCUGUGCCACAGAAAGAACUCUCAUAAUAAUAGAGAGUUUUCAUUGGUUCUUCGACUUGAAAGGAACCUUUUGUCAUCUCUUCCAACUUCCCACCCAGCGUAGGAAUCAAUGACAGAUGGUUAGCUGGCCUCUAUCUGUCAUUCUUGUAAUAAAAAUGCCAUUUUCUGGCACAGCAAA
Molecule: messenger RNA, 1789 nt
Organism: Rhinolophus ferrumequinum (greater horseshoe bat)
Lineage: Eukaryota; Metazoa; Chordata; Mammalia; Chiroptera; Rhinolophidae
Gene: CASP10
Product: caspase 10
Biological process (GO): negative regulation of extrinsic apoptotic signaling pathway via death domain receptors; proteolysis
Molecular function (GO): metal ion binding; protein binding
Source: RefSeq, a predicted model, not a curated record